AUGCAAACCUUGUUGCCUCCGCACAAUGUUUCACGGUGGUCGUCGUUGUCAGCUGCUAUCGUGGCUGGAAGGUGGUGGUGGCUGGUUAACCGCUGGUGUGGAAGAGUUGUAGACAGUGUCCCCAGUACCCUUGAGGUCGUUUGGAUUCCAAUCUCUUGCUGGGCUGCUCUUGAACGUAAUAAUAAUGGGAACCGAAAAAAAGAACUUAUAAGUGAGUCGAUAAACAAGUAUUCAACCAUUCCACCCAUUCAAUUUAUAGUUACAACAUUUUUUUAUCAAGUUGUAACCCUUUCCACCCAUCCGUAUGGGUGCCGAGUGAUACAGAGGAUACUGGAGCACUGCAUGGACCCAAAAACACAGAAUAAGGUUAUGGAUGAGAUCUUAGGGUCUGUUAGCAUGUUGGCACAAGACCAGUAUGGCAAUUAUGUUGUCCAGCACGUACUGGAGCACGGAAAGCCUCAUGAGCAGUCAAUUAUAAUAAAGGAGUUAGCUGGAAAGAUUGUCCAGAUAAGGCAGCAGAAGUUUGCCUCUAAUGUUGUUGAGAAGUGCUUGACUUUUGCUGGUCCUUUCGAUCGUCUGUUAGUGGUGAAUGAAAUGCUUGGUUCUACGGAUGAGAACGAGCCUCUGCAGGCAAUGAUGAAAGAUCAGUUUGCAAAUUAUGUGGUUCAGAAAGUACUCGAGACUUGCGAUGACCAGCAACGUGAGCUGAUCCUUCCUCGAAUUAAGGUCCAUUUAAAUGCAUUGAAGAAGUACACUUACGGAAAGCAUAUCGUUGCACGUGUAGAUAAAAUCGUUGCUGCUGGGGGUAUGCUUAUGAUAUAA
Messenger RNA from Hibiscus syriacus, 822 nucleotides. RefSeq names its product pumilio homolog 2-like. The transcript has 6 exons. Bases 1 to 822 code for a protein of 273 amino acids. Gene Ontology annotation, cellular component: cytoplasm. Gene Ontology annotation, molecular function: mRNA binding. Gene Ontology annotation, biological process: post-transcriptional regulation of gene expression. The record is from RefSeq and is a predicted model, not a curated record. NCBI's taxonomy places the organism in Eukaryota, Viridiplantae, Streptophyta, Magnoliopsida, Malvales, Malvaceae.